Messenger RNA from Fusarium subglutinans, 675 nucleotides. Its product is annotated as sterol uptake control 2. The transcript has 3 exons. The record is from RefSeq and is a predicted model, not a curated record. Bases 1 to 675 code for a protein of 224 amino acids. Lineage: Eukaryota; Fungi; Ascomycota; Sordariomycetes; Hypocreales; Nectriaceae.
AUGGUCAGAGGCUGUUGGCUCGUCGGUACACAACCUCAUGUUGAUCUGGAUCAUACCAUCUUCAAGACAUUCGGCCGUGUAAGCUACCUCGAGAGAAUCAAGGCCCUAAUACAAGAUGGCCAUGAGACGAAUCAUUACCUGGAUAAAGUCGUCGCCGAGGGGUUCUGUCAAAGCGUGCAGAAGCUUGGCCCGUUGUGCCACAGCGUUGCUGAGUUGAAAUACUUAGCCCAUAUGCAAAGAAUCGCCACCUUAGCAUCAACAAACCCUGCCGAAAGCUACCAUGAACUCGCUUUCCUAUAUGAUGGGUUUGGAAACCUAAGCAGUAAGGACUUUGCUUCAUUCAUCGAUCCCACGAAUUAUACUUCACAGCUCGUCAUCUUGCACAUGCUGGUUCUUGAAUUUGUUAUGAGCAGGAAAGCAGUUGAAGGAGACAAUAGAUCUGCAUCAGGGAAGAAAGGCUACUACUGCAGAAAAGCUAUAUCCAAGGUCUGGAUUCAGCAGAUUCUCGGGAAGCUUCCUGUCGAGUACUACGAAUAUGGCGAGUGGCCCCUGAGGUUCAUCAACAGUCUUAAUUACUCGUUUGACGACGAAGACCAAGUUUGGAAACCUUUUUUCCUAAGCCAUGGGAGAACACUUAUACCAGCAGGAGAGACGCUUUCCCUAGCUGUAAUAUAG